Chanos chanos (milkfish) is the source of this 2598-nucleotide messenger RNA. RefSeq names its product leucine-rich repeat-containing G-protein coupled receptor 5-like. Gene Ontology annotation, molecular function: G protein-coupled peptide receptor activity; protein binding. Bases 1 to 2598 code for a protein of 865 amino acids. Gene Ontology annotation, biological process: activation of adenylate cyclase activity; hormone-mediated signaling pathway; adenylate cyclase-activating G protein-coupled receptor signaling pathway. The record is from RefSeq and is a predicted model, not a curated record. Lineage: Eukaryota; Metazoa; Chordata; Actinopteri; Gonorynchiformes; Chanidae. Gene Ontology annotation, cellular component: plasma membrane. The transcript is spliced from 18 exons.
AUGGAGUUCCAGGUGCCUGACUGCCCAUCCAGCUGCAGUUGCGACAGAGAUGGCACGUUCCUGCGCGUGGACUGCGCCAAUCGCGGGCUCACGAGUUUACCAGCAAAUCUCAGCAUCUUCACUUCGUACCUGGAUCUCAGCAUGAACAACCUCAUGACGCUGCCUGAUAAUGCCUUCUCCAACCUGAACUUCCUGGAAGAGCUACGCCUUGCUGGUAAUGGCCUGACUCACAUGUCUGAAAAUGGCUUCUCUGGCCUCCACAAUCUCAAAGUGUUAAUGCUUCAAAACAACCGGCUCACCCAAGUCCCAGGUGAAGCCCUUCGAAGACUGAAGAAACUCCAGUCAUUGAGUUUGGAUGCCAACCACAUUAGUGUUGUACCACCAGACUGUUUUGAGGGGCUCUCAUCUCUACGCCAUUUGUGGAUGGAUGACAAUGUUCUGUCCGAUAUCCCGGUCCAGGCUUUGGGCAGUCUGACCUCUUUGCAGGCUGUUACCUUUGCUCUCAACAGGAUCAGCCACAUCCCAGACUCUGCCUUCGCCAACCUCUCUAGUCUGGUUGUCCUACAUCUCCAUAACAACAGAAUCCACUCCCUUGGAGAAAGAUGCUUUGAGGGUUUGGAGAGCCUGGAAACUCUGGAUCUAAACUACAAUAACCUUGUGGAGUUUCCUGUGGCAAUCAGAGAUCUGACUAGUCUCAAAGAGCUCGGUCUCCAAAGCAACAAUAUUAAAUCCAUUCCAGAAAAUGGCUUCAUCGGAAACCCUUCACUCCUGACAAUGUCUCUUUGUAAUAACCCCGUACAGUAUGUUGAGGAAUCAGCGUUUCAGCAUUUGCCAAAGCUGCAGACACUGUUAUUCAGUGGAGCCACAGAACUCGUAGAGUUUCCAGAUCUGACAGGACUGUGGAGCCUAGAGAGUCUAACUAUCACAUCAGCAAGCAUUGCAUCACUGCCUGAUACCAUCUGUGACAAAUUACCUCUUCUACAAGUGCUGGAUCUGUCUUACAACUUGAUUCAGCAUCUACCCAGCUUCCAAGGCUGUGAGAGCAUGGAGAGAAUUGAUUUGCAUCACAACGAAAUACGAGAAAUAUCAGCAGGCACUUUCCAGGAUUUAACUGCACUCCAAUCCCUGGACUUGGCAUGGAAUAAGAUUCAGUCAGUACACCCCCUCGCCCUUUCCAAUCUCCCCUCAUUAAUCAAACUAGACCUGACGUCCAAUGGGUUGUCCUCUCUUCCUGUGACUGGCCUGUCUGGACUCCUACAUCUGAGACUGGGAGGAAAUAUGGAUCUUCAAGAGCUCCUGUCCUCAGAGACAUUUCCCAAACUCAGAGUGGUGGAGAUGCCGCAUGCAUACCAAUGCUGCCCAUUUUUAUUCUGUAAAAAGUCAUCUCCUACUAGUAUUACAAAAGCAGUCAUCAACAGCAGUCACAGUCGAAAGGAAACCAAUCUCAGAUCCAUCCAAGGUGACCAUGAUUCCAGAGACUUGUUCCCUCAACUUGAAGGAGACCUUUCUGUCCAGUGUUUCCCAACUCCAGGCCCUUUUCAGACCUGCGACACUCUAUUUGGGAGCUGGCUCAUUCGCACUGGAGUGUGGACCUUAGUGGUCUUGUCCCUGGCGUGCAACACUUUGGUGGUUCUGACCAUUAUUACGUCUCCCACGUGUAAGACCCCUGCCAAGUACCUCAUCAGCUUACUCUCUUCAGCCAAUGCCAUGACAGGUCUCUCCAGUGGGGUCUUGGCUCUGAUGGAUGCCAUUAGCCUGGGUAGUUUCAUGGAAGACAGCGCUUUUUGGAGGAACAAUCUAUGCAGGGUCACUGCCUUUCUUUCAGUCAUGUCCUCUGAGGCUGCCAUCUUCCUCCUGACGGCUUCUGCCCUGGAACAAGGCUUCUCCAUCUGCUUCUCAAAGAGGUCGGAGAUGUUCUGGAAGCCUGUCUCCGCCCUGUGUUUCCUCCUGGCCGCUACAGUAGCGUUUUUGCCAAUGAGUGAAUAUGGAACCUUCUCCUCCUCCUCCUCCUCGUCCUCCCUCUGCUUACCCCUGCCCUUCAUCCAGCACUCCAGCCAGGGUUUCAGUGUUGCCCUGGUGCUCAUCAACUCUGGCUGCUAUUUAGUCAUGACAGUGGGUUAUGUUCAGACAUACUGCAGCCAGGAGAGGGGCUGGCUGGAUGACUGUAUGGACUGCUCCCUGAUCAAGCACAUCGACAGGCUCCUCUUCACCAACUGCCUGCUCUUCAUUCCAGUGGCCCUCCUGUCCCUCUGUUCCAUGUUAGGACUUUCCUGGGUGAGCACGGAGGUGAUGAAGGUAGUUGUAUUGUUGGUGGUACCUUUGCCUUCGUGCCUGAACCCUUUGUUGUACAUACUGCUGAACCUCCAUUUCAAAAAGGAUUUUAACCAGGUUUUAAGGCGUUUUCACUCUCUUAAGAGCUGCUUAAGUCCCUGCCAGGCUUCUGCUAACUCAGAUGAUAUUGAGAAACAGUCAUGCAAUUCCACACAAGUUCUGGUGACCUCCGUUACCAUGUGCAAAUCGAAGGAUACUAGGGUGUCUCAGCAGACCAGUGCAUGUUCUCGUAAAGCACAGACGGGCAUUGUUAGUUUACAAACAUGA